AUGAUAGAGGAUACAAUGACUUUGCUGUCUUUGCUGGGUCGCAUCAUGCGCUACUUCUUGCUGAGACCCGAGACGCUCUUCCUGCUGUGCAUCAGUCUGGCGCUGUGGAGUUACUUCUUCCACACGGACGAGGUGAAGACCAUCGUCAAGUCCAGCCGGGACGCCGUGAAGAUGGUGAAGGGCAAGGUGGCGGAGAUCAUGCAGAAUGAUCGCCUCGGGGGGCUGGACGUGCUAGAGGCCGAGUUUUCCAAGACUUGGGAGUUCAAGAGUCACAACGUAGCUGUGUACUCCAUCCAGGGCCGGAGAGACCACAUGGAGGACCGCUUUGAAGUUCUUACAGACCUGGCCAACAAGACGCACCCCUCCAUCUUUGGGAUCUUCGACGGGCACGGGGGCGAGACUGCAGCUGAAUAUGUAAAAUCUCGACUCCCAGAGGCCCUGAAACAGCAUCUUCAGGACUACGAGAAGGACAAAGAAAAUAGUGUAUUGUCUUACCAAACCAUCCUUGAACAGCAGAUUCUAUCAAUUGACCGAGAAAUGCUGGAAAAAUUGACUGUGUCCUAUGAUGAAGCAGGCACGACAUGCUUGAUUGCUCUGCUGUCAGAUAAAGACCUCACCGUGGCCAACGUGGGCGACUCACGUGGGGUCCUGUGUGACAAGGACGGGAAUGCCAUUCCUUUGUCUCAUGAUCACAAGCCUUACCAACUGAAGGAAAGAAAGAGAAUAAAGAGAGCUGGUGGUUUCAUCAGUUUUAAUGGCUCCUGGAGGGUCCAGGGCAUCCUUGCCAUGUCUCGGUCCCUGGGGGAUUAUCCACUGAAAAAUCUCAACGUGGUCAUCCCUGACCCAGAUAUCCUGACCUUUGACCUGGACAAGCUCCAGCCAGAGUUCAUGAUCUUGGCAUCAGACGGCCUCUGGGAUGCUUUCAGCAAUGAAGAAGCUGUUCGAUUCAUCAAGGAGCGCUUGGAUGAACCUCAUUUUGGGGCCAAGAGCAUAGUUUUACAGUCAUUUUAUAGAGGCUGCCCUGACAAUAUAACAGUCAUGGUGGUGAAGUUCAGGAAUAGCAGCAAAACAGAAGAGCAGUGA
Molecule: messenger RNA, 1083 nt
Organism: Orycteropus afer afer
Lineage: Eukaryota; Metazoa; Chordata; Mammalia; Tubulidentata; Orycteropodidae
Gene: PPM1L
Product: protein phosphatase, Mg2+/Mn2+ dependent 1L
Exons: 4
Coding region: 1-1083 (360 amino acids)
Biological process (GO): positive regulation of canonical NF-kappaB signal transduction; positive regulation of canonical Wnt signaling pathway; protein dephosphorylation
Cellular component (GO): nucleus; cytosol
Molecular function (GO): cation binding; protein serine/threonine phosphatase activity
Source: RefSeq, a predicted model, not a curated record